Ixodes scapularis (black-legged tick) is the source of this 4391-nucleotide messenger RNA. RefSeq lists its product as uncharacterized. The record is from RefSeq and is a predicted model, not a curated record. The transcript has a single exon. Gene Ontology annotation, biological process: DNA integration. Gene Ontology annotation, molecular function: zinc ion binding; nucleic acid binding. Bases 250 to 4185 code for a protein of 1311 amino acids. Lineage: Eukaryota; Metazoa; Arthropoda; Arachnida; Ixodida; Ixodidae.
UGUAAGAUAUGCGCCUGCUAGGCGCGAAUGCGAGCGUACCUUCGCGUCAAUGGAAGAAGACGACGAGUGACAAGGUUUGUGAGUGCUCGUGCUCGUGCAGUUCGGACCGCUGAUCGAACCGCCAGUCCAUCAUGUACUGUCCCGAACCUGACCUGUAUAUAUGUACAUAGCUUCAGUGUAAUUAAAUGUACAUAACAAAUUUGGCGACGAGGAAAUCGAAAAAAGCGGGCGAGACUCCGGCAACUCAUCAUGGUUGAAAGGACAUCGCUGACAUUUGAAGCUUUCCAGGCAGGUAAGCCGGAGACAUGGCCAUUAUACCUUCAACGGCUGGAAUUCCACUUUGAAGCCCAUGGGAUCGCUACACCCAAGAUGAAGCGAGCCGUGUUCUGCAGCGUUUGCGGAGCCGAGACCUAUGCAAUACUGCAUUCCCUCUGCGCGCCAACGACACCUUCAGAGACGGACUACGCUGACAUCAUUAAGAAGUUGGGAAAUCACUUUGCACCAAAGCCCUCGGAGAUCGUGGAACGCUUUAAGUUUCAUAAGCGGGCACAGCACAGCGACGAACCCAUGGCUGCGUUCAUCGCGGACUUACGCCGUAUUGCAGUUACCUGCAACUUCGGAGACGCCCUCGACAGCAGUUUGCGCGACCAGAUUGUCUGUGGAGUUAAAGAUGAGGCCUUGCAACGACGUCUGCUGAGCGAAGCCGAGCUUACGUUGGCUCAAGCGGAGAAGUUGGCAAUAGCAGCGGAAUGUGCGAAGAACAAUGCCAUGGAGAUUAGGACUACGCCUAAGGACGUCAGCCAAAUCCACAGCGUGGCUAAAGAUGGACCUGGACCGUCACCGCCUGCACAACAUCAUGCGAAGCCUGAAACCAAGCAAGCGACUUCCGUGUGCUAUCGAUGCAACGGGGCACACUCUCCUCAGGAUUGCCACUUCAAGAACGCCACAUGCCUGUUCUGUGGCCGCAAAGGACAUAUUGUCAAAGCCUGUCUUCAAAAGAAGGCUAAGAAAAGUCCUCCAAGAGCAAGACGGGGGACGGCGCAAGCUGAUCUUUUAGACGGCGAUACCAGCAAGAUGUACGAGCUGUACAACCUCUCGUCCAACGAACCUGCUAUCCUCGUAGACGUCGACAUCGACGGACAGCCAACAGCGAUGGAGGUUGACUCAGGAUGCAUGUUCUCUGUCAUAAGCAGGAGAACAAUGGCACGACUUCAUAUUCCAAAUCAGAGGCUGAAACCAUCUACGGUUGCGCUACGCACAUAUACGAAGGAGCCUGUUAUCGUCCUAGGAAGAGUACUCGUGGAGGUUAAACACAAAGAAAGGUCGGCAACUCUGCCACUUCUGGUGGUCAAGGGAGAGUACGCAAGCCUUCUUGGACGAAACUGGUUCAAGCAUCUAGGAAUCGGCCUCACAGGUGUCCAUCAACUCAGGAACACCCAGGAGGGUAGCGGAUUCCUGGAGGAGUUCAAGGAAAUCUUCGACGCUGGCCUGGGAAAGAGUCGGGGACCACCCAUCCGUGUGGAGGUCGACAGAUCUGCUGCACCUAAGUUCUGCAAGUCAAGGCAAGUUCCCUAUGCGAUGCGUCCGAAAGUGGAGCAAGAACUAGAAAAGUUGGUCCAGCAGGGAAUCCUUGAACCUGUAAAACACUCAAAUUGGGCUACACCGAUAGUUCCAAUCCUGAAAAAGAGUGGUGAAUUGCGGAUUUGCGGUGACUAUAAAAGUACCGUAAACAAGGCAGUGAAGUGGGAAUGUUACCCAUUGCCCACGCCAGAGCAACUCCUGAGCAACUUAGCGGGUUGCCGUCGCUUUACACAGCUUGACCUUGCACAGGCCUACCAGCAGUUGACCGUCGAUGAUGAGUCGGCAAAGCUUUUCACCAUCACGACGCACAAGGGACUUUUCAAGGUUAACCGUCUUCCAUUUGGAGUAUCCGUCGCCGUAGCGAUCUUCCAGCGUUAUAUGGAGGAGUUACUUGCCGGAAUUGAAGGAGUACUAAUUUUUUUAGAUGACAUACUUAUCGGCGGAGAAUCCAAAGAACAGCACGAUAGACGCCUGCGAGCUGUGCUGCAGCGAUUCAAGGAAGACGGUUUACGCCUUAACAAGGCAAAAUGUACGUUCAACACCAUGCAAGUCGUGUUUUUGGGAUUCAGGAUUGACAAGGACGGGGUGCGACCAACUGAAGACAAGGUCAAGGCCAUUCAUGAAGCUCCAGAGCCCAAGAACAAACAGGAACUACAGUCAUUCCUGGGCUUGCUUAACUUCUACCAUCGUUUCCUCAAGGGAGCUGCUCACACCUUGGAGCCGUUGUACAGACUGCUGGAUAAGGGGGCGAGCUGGACAUGGACCGUUCUCGAAGCUGAGGCUUAUCGCAAGGCGAAAGAACUGCUCAAAUCAACGGCAGUUCUGGCUCACUACGAUACCAGCAAGCCUUUAUUAUUGACCUGCGAUGCUUCGCCUUACGGUCUUGGAGCUGUCUUGAGUCACGUGGCCGACUCUGGGCAAGAGUCACCAAUAGCUUACGGGUCCAGAACCCUAAGCAAAGCUGAGCGAAAUUACUCGCAAACUGAUCGUGAGGCCCUGGCGAUCAUAUAUGGUGUCAAAAAGUUUCACCAGUACAUCUAUGGCCGCCCGGUGACCAUAAUCACCGAUCAUAAGCCUCUGCUAGGAUUGCUGAGUCCGCACAAGGAAAUUCCAGCUAUGGUGUCACCAAGAGUUCUCAGGUGGAGUCUAAUGCUAGCCGCAUACCACUACGAUCUGCAGUACCGUCCGGGAAGCAAGAUAGGAAACGCUGAUGCACUCAGUCGACUGCCUAUACCUGCAACAGAGCUGGACGACAUUCCAGUCGCAGACGUAUGGAUGCUAGAGACCGCUCCAGAACAGCCUUGGAACUCCGAAAAAAUUGCAGCAUCCACGAGAAAAGAUUCCGUGCUUGCGCGAGUCCAGCGCUGGAUCAUGCAUGGGUGGCCAGAUGACAAGCAACACGAACAGUUCAAACCCUAUACCACUAGGAAAGAUGAACUAUCAACUUAUAAGGGAUGCAUCAUUUGGGGAAGCCGGCUUGUUAUUCCCAAAGUGGCACAAUCCACUGUACUCGACAUCUUACACACAGCCCAUCCAGGCAUUGUAAGGAUGAAGGCACUAGCGAGGAGUACAGUCUGGUGGCCUGGCAUCGACCAUGACAUUGAAGAAAAGGCUGCAAAUUGCUCCACAUGCCAAGAACACAGACCAUCAAUGCCACGGGCACCAGUGCAUCCCUGGGAGACGACGCAACAUCCCUGGUCACGUCUACACGUUGACUUUGCAGGACCUUUCAAGGGAAAGAUCUUUCUGAUCGUGGUCGAUUCAUUCUCGAAAUGGCUCGAUGUAUGUAUUAUGAAUUCUAUGUCUUCCUCAGCCGUCGUACAGAAACUGAGGAUGCUGUUUGCCGUACACGGAGUGCCAGACGUCAUUGUCAGUGAUAAUGGCACAGCCUUCGUUUCGGCCGAAUUCAAGGAAUUUACAAGCCGCAACCAGAUUCGACACGUGGCAGUGGCACCUUACCACCCUUCAUCGAAUGGCCAGGCCGAACGAAUGGUGAGAGAAACCAAGGAGGCACUCACUCACAUAAAUUCAGGCGACGUAAACGUCGAUUUGGCGCGAUUUUUGUUCCGUCAACAUACACUGCCACAUUCCUUAACGGGCAGGAGUCCUGCGGAACUAUUGAUGAACCGACGCCUGAAAACAGCAUUAGAUCGCCUGCAUCCAGAUUCUCAGUUCCAUUCAUCAUGGAAACAAGAGGACAAGUUUCUCCAGGAAGGGAAGAAGGCACGACUAUUUACAGUAGGUGAAAACGUUUAUGCAAGAAAUUACUUGUCCGGUGCCAAGUGGACCCCUGGAGUAGUCACAGCCGUGACCGGUCCACUAUCCUAUAGGAUUGAAACCGAAGAUGGACGAUCUUGGCGUCGCCAUGUUGACCAGUUGCGCAGGAAGCCAGCGACAACUUCUGCAGGAAACUCGGAAGAUAACUCUUCAGUUGACUUGAGUUUAACUGCUCUACCUGAAGCGGUCUCCGAAGAAGCGGACGUUAGGUCCGAUGCCACACCAGCAGUCCAACCAGCUGGUUCUACAACAGUUUCCCCUAGCAACUCUUCGAGACCUCAAAGAGCAACACGCCGCCCUACUUAUCUUAACGACUAUGUGCCUUAGUCUAGUAGGGAGGAGUGUAAGAUAUGCGCCUGCUAGGCGCGAAUGCGAGCGUACCUUCGCGUCAAUGGAAGAAGACGACGAGUGACAAGGUUUGUGAGUGCUCGUGCUCGUGCAGUUCGGACCGCUGAUCGAACCGCCAGUCCAUCAUGUACUGUCCCGAACCUGACCUGUAUAUAUGUACAUAGCUUCAGUGUAAUUAAAUGUAC